AUGUUUGCUAGAGCGGCCAAGCAGCUCACAAAAGAGCUGGACUCUGACGGGAGGCUCAUUCCUAUAUCCAGCUUGGCUAGUGCCAAUAGUUACAGACCCUUCGCUUUGGUCAUGAAGGAACAGUCCAGGCUGCCUUGGCAACCCAGAAAAUAUCUCGCCACCUCCUACAAACUUACAGACGUAUUUAAAGAAGGAACAACUAUGGAUGCAGAGGUGCAAUAUGAUGAUGUGUUACAAUACUCCGAGACCACAGACUGGCAAGUAGGAGGAGAGGUCAGCCUUCCCUUUCAGAUCACUGAGGUGGACGUUGGUGGCUCAGGGAAGAGUUCAUUCUCUGUGUCUCAGAUAUCCGUGAGAAAAGCCUACGUGGUUGAAAAAGGGCAGUGGAAAAUUGACACAUCGCACAAGUUCAUAAAAGAAUUUUCAGGCUCCCGUAGGAGGAAGCUGUAUGUCGUGACUGAGGCUUUUGAGAUAAAGGAACCAUUGCUCAUUGAGAAGAUGAGCCAGGGAGGAGGCAAAGUCAUGAUCACAGCAGGGGAAAUAGGUAGAAUACAGGGGCGAGGCAAGAGCAUUAAAAACAAGACUAUGAUGAUUCCUAAGGACACGGUGCUGGCAUAUGUCGUACAGCCCCUGGAUAUCCAGUAUGAAGAAAUUCUCUGUGCCAGAGAGUGUUCAUUUGUUUUUGAUGGCUUCAAGGAUUUGUUAAAGCCUUCACUAACAGCAUUUCAGGAAGCGAAGGACACCAUCAAAGGAGAAUGUGAGCCGCUGAUGUCUCUGAGUCAGGAUUUCAGGAUCAAAUUGCUGGGAACCUUUAAGAGCUUUCUGCAGGAUGGUGAUGUUAUAUCAGAUGUUAAAACUGUGCUGGAGCUUUUCUUGGCGGGGGGUCAACCUAAGCACUCAAUGCUGGACUCGUUGGAUGAAAUUCUCCGGCCUCAGGUGGAAAAUUUGCUUCAUGAUUUAGGAGUUUUCUGUGAGGAUCAGAGAGAAGAAGCCUCUUCAUUAUUGCAACCGGUACACUUCCUGUGUUCUUCUUUAGAAGAUCUGGACUUUAGAGUGCUGCCCCUGCUUGUGACCUGCAUAGAGAAGAACAUGGUGGCCAAGCAGCUUGCACUGAUGGAUGGCAUCUUGGAGUGGAUUCUUUCCAGUGACAAAGAAAGCAUCUUCAGCCUGGCCUCUUCUCUGACAGAAGAAGAAAAGAACAUAACUGCAGAAAUGAUGGAUACCUGCGGACUGAUUCCACAGACAGACAGACCCUCUCUCACCUACCCGUGGAAUAAGGAAGCCAAAUCAAACCUAACUGCACUGUAUGCAGCCUUGUAUGCUUUGCGGAUUCUAAGUGGGUGA
This is a messenger RNA of Emys orbicularis (European pond turtle), 1344 nucleotides long. RefSeq names its product gasdermin-A2-like. Gene Ontology annotation, biological process: pyroptotic inflammatory response; defense response to bacterium. Gene Ontology annotation, molecular function: phosphatidylinositol-4-phosphate binding; phosphatidylinositol-4,5-bisphosphate binding; phosphatidylserine binding. Bases 1 to 1344 code for a protein of 447 amino acids. NCBI's taxonomy places the organism in Eukaryota, Metazoa, Chordata, Testudines, Emydidae. The transcript has 10 exons. The record is from RefSeq and is a predicted model, not a curated record.